UUGAAUGUCCAAAUUAGAUUGAAACCAAAGAAAAAAAUAACAGUAGGAAAGAGAAAAUGGAUAGGGUGUAUUCAGUGGACGAAAUCUCCGACUGGCCGCCUCCGCCGUCUUCUUCCACCUCCGGCGAUGAAGGUUUGAAGAUGAACCGCAGCGCAUCGGAAUGGGCCUUCCAGAGGUUUCUUCAAGAAACAUCGGGAUCAGUCACCUCUUUACAACCACAACCACAACCACAACCACAACCACAACCACAAUCUCAACCACCACUGCCACCACUACCUCCUCCGCCUUCUUUUUCGGCCGCUGACGAAAACGAAGUCGUUGAGGUCAAGGCAAAAGAUAAUCUGAAACCAUCUGGGGCUCCGUUGUCCUCUUCCUGUAUUCCGGUGGACUCGGAGGACUACCAGGCUUUUCUCAAGAGCAAGCUUAAUCUCGCAUGCGCUGCCGUCGCUAUGUCUCGGGGAGGUUUGGGAAAUGUUCAAGAUUCGGCUACUUCAGCUGACUGUGGAUCAAUUACCUCAGUAACUCAAGCUCCUUCAAAAGGAGCUGGGUAUGAUUUGUCCAGGUCUCAAGACAAGGAUGCUAAUGGAUCACAUGGAUCUCCAACCUUGAAUAUACAUAAGAGUUCUGUGGUUUCACUACGGCCAGCAACUAGUGGUUCAUCAAGAGAACACUCAGAUGACGACGAACUUGAAGGAGAGACUGAAAUCACUGAAAAUAUGGAUCCUGCUGAUGUGAAACGCGUAAGGAGAAUGCUUUCCAAUAGGGAGUCAGCUAGACGCUCAAGAAGAAGAAAACAAGCACAUUUGACUGAGCUUGAAACACAGGUUGCUCAAUUAAGAGUUGAAAACUCUACGCUAUUGAAGCGCCUAACUGAUGUAAGCCAAAAGUACAAUGAAGCAGCUGUUGACAAUAGAGUUCUAAAAGCUGAUGUUGAAACACUGAGAGCAAAGGUAAAGAUGGCUGAGGAGAUGGUAAAAAGAAUAACUGGAUCAAACCUGUUCAACACAAUGUCUGAAAUAUCCUCAAUGGACAUGCCAUCAUUUGAUGGAAGCCCUUCAGACACAUCUACCGAUGCAGCUGUUCCUGUUCAAGAAAAUCCAAAUCAUCAGUUCUAUGAAUCUAGUCAUCCAGUAACUACUCCUCAGGACACUAAAGCAAACAACAAUGGCUCAGCAGAAAUCCCUGCUGCAGUUGAAAAGGGGCAACAACAGAGGUCAACAGCAGGGGGCAAAAUGGGACGAACACCAUCGAUGCAGCGAGUGGCGAGCUUGGAGCAUCUGCAGAAGAGGAUUCGUGGAUGAGUAAGAGGGCCCCCUCACCCCAAUGGAGAGCAGCAGCAGUAGGGACUGGGGAGCACAACUGAGCAAGUAAGCCGGAGGGAACUAGAAGAAGAAUUAUUGGAAGUAUUUUUGAGUGCUGCUUCUGUGGCAUACUAAUUUUGGCCAAAGCUAUGUAAAUAAAAAAUGAAUAUAAAAGAGACAAAAUUCAUUAGCUUGAUUGACAGUAUUAUGUAUUGGACUGAUAAUUAUUGCUACCCUUGAUAAAUAAUUUAAUUCACAUAAUCAUCCAAUUUUUCAA
This is a messenger RNA of Cannabis sativa, 1578 nucleotides long. RefSeq names its product light-inducible protein CPRF2. Bases 57 to 1301 code for a protein of 414 amino acids. Gene Ontology annotation, molecular function: DNA-binding transcription factor activity. The transcript has 6 exons. The record is from RefSeq and is a predicted model, not a curated record. Lineage: Eukaryota; Viridiplantae; Streptophyta; Magnoliopsida; Rosales; Cannabaceae. Gene Ontology annotation, biological process: regulation of DNA-templated transcription.